Messenger RNA from Lodderomyces jiufengensis, 549 nucleotides. RefSeq names its product Ypd1p (gene YPD1). Gene Ontology annotation, cellular component: cytoplasm; nucleus. Gene Ontology annotation, biological process: phosphorelay signal transduction system; phosphorylation. The record is from RefSeq and is a predicted model, not a curated record. NCBI's taxonomy places the organism in Eukaryota, Fungi, Ascomycota, Pichiomycetes, Serinales, Debaryomycetaceae. The coding region runs from base 1 to 549 and encodes 182 amino acids. The transcript has a single exon. Gene Ontology annotation, molecular function: protein histidine kinase binding; histidine phosphotransfer kinase activity.
AUGACAGAUUCUAAAAACAAAUUAAAAGAUUCAGGAUUAAUAGAUUGGUCAGUAUUUCAAGAAAUAUUACAAAUGGAUGAAGAUGAAGAAGGAUUUUCAAAACAAUUAGUAGAAACAUUUGUAUUUCAAGUUGAAGAAACUUUUGAAAAAAUUGAAAAAUUUAUAGAUGAUAAAAAUUUAGAAGAUUUAUCAAAAGAAGGUCAUUUUUUAAAAGGUUCCGCAGCUGCUUUGGGAUUAACUUCAAUAUCUGAACAAUGUGAAAGAAUUCAAAAUUAUGGUCAUAAAAAUAAUUUUGAUAAUUUUAAACCAACAAAAAAAGAAACCGUAAAUAAUAAAGAAGAAGAAGAAGAAGAACCAAAGGAGAAUGGGAAAAAAGUAGAAGAAGAAGAUAAAAAAGUAGAUGAAAAAGUACCCGAAAAAUCAACAGAACCUAACACAACUACAGAAGAUGAUAAAUUUUGGAUACUAGCAAUUGAAGAUGCUUUAAGUAAAGCAAAAGAUGGAUUUUAUAAAACUAAAAAGGCAUUAGAUGAAUUUUAUGACGAAUAG